Messenger RNA from Uranotaenia lowii, 311 nucleotides. Its product is annotated as chymotrypsin-elastase inhibitor ixodidin-like. The transcript is spliced from 2 exons. Lineage: Eukaryota; Metazoa; Arthropoda; Insecta; Diptera; Culicidae. The record is from RefSeq and is a predicted model, not a curated record. The coding region runs from base 60 to 308 and encodes 82 amino acids.
UUUUGUUCAGUUCGAGGUUCAACUGUGGAAAAGAUAGAUCCUAGCAAUAAUUUCUCAAGAUGAAGGUUCUUUUUCUGAUCUGUGCUUGCGUUGCAGUCUUACAGCUAACGACAGCUCGCAAGGCCAACAGUCAACUUGAUUGCCGGCCUAAUGAAACCUACACGACCUGUGGCCCGUGCAAUGAGCGAGUGUGUGGCGUUCCCUUUGAACCAAUCUAUUGCCUGAUGUGCCCCAAAGGAUGUUUCUGCAAUAAGGGCUACGUUCGUAAAGUUCCCAACGGUGCCUGCAUUAAACCGACCUGGUGCUGAAUA